Hydra vulgaris (swiftwater hydra) is the source of this 3586-nucleotide messenger RNA. Its product is annotated as importin-5. Lineage: Eukaryota; Metazoa; Cnidaria; Hydrozoa; Anthoathecata; Hydridae. Gene Ontology annotation, molecular function: nuclear import signal receptor activity; protein binding. The record is from RefSeq and is a predicted model, not a curated record. Gene Ontology annotation, cellular component: nucleus; cytoplasm. Gene Ontology annotation, biological process: protein import into nucleus.
UCACCGUUGAAAAUAUAAUCCCUAGUUUUACGGCUUUUUGUUCGCGCUGACUUUACCUGCUCUUUCCUUUCCAAACAAAAUGGCGGACGACGUACAGCAGUUUUACGAACUUGUCAGGUCGCUGAUGUCUAUGGACAAUGAUGUCCGUAACGCAGCAGAAACUCAGUACUCUGCAAUUCCUGAGUCUACAAGAAUACAAUUCUUAUUGCAAUGUAUGUUAGCUGCAAAUGUCUUAGAGUUACGCACCAUGGCAGCUGUACUUUUCCGACGCCUAAUUUCAAAUACAGACAACUUUAUUAAAGAGAUUGAUGUUGGAACUCAACAGUUGUGUAAAACUCAACUUAUUCAAGCCGUGCAAUCAGAACAAAAUGAACAGAUGCGAAAGAAGUUUUGCGACUGUUUAGCAGAGUUUGCUAAAUGCUAUUUAGAUGAAAUCGGUAACAAUCAGUGGCCUGAUAUUCUUACAUUUCUUUAUCAGUGUUGUGCUGCUUCAGAAACAAAUUUAAAAGAGGUUGCACUACAUAUCUUAAUAGCUUUUCCUGGAAUCUUUGGUAAGCAACAAGAAACUUAUAUCCAGGUUAUAAAGGAAAUGCUUUCUGCUUGUAUAAAACCUUCAAAUGAAGAUAAAGUUAGGUUACUUUCAGCUCGAGCUGCAUGCACGUUUAUCACGGAACAAGUUGAAGAAGCUGAAUAUAAAAUAUUUGGUGAUAUUUAUCCUGGAAUAUUACAAGCCAUUGAAAUAUCUGUGAAAAAUGAGGAAGAUGACAGUGUUUUAAAAUGCUUUGUUGAGCUUGUUGAAAUUGCACCAAAACUUGUAAGAUCAGAUCUACAACCAACAAUUAAUCUUAUGCUACAGAUUUUGACUAAUACAAAUCAUGAAAACUCAAUUCGACAUUUAGCAUUGGAGUCAAUUGUUACACUAUCUGAAACAGCUCCAGCUAUGAUACGAAAACAUGGAAGUGAACUAAUUCCUAGAAUUGUUCCAGAGAUGCUUUCUCUGAUGGUAGAUCUUGAAGAUGAUGAAGAUUGGAGUUAUAGUGAUGAUGUUGAAGAAACUGAUAUGGAUAGCAAUUCCGUCAUUGGAGAAAGCAGUCUGGAUCGUUUCACAUGUGGUGUUGGUGGUAAAGCUGUGUUACCACAUAUUAUUUCAACUCUCCCGCCCAUGUUGCAACAUUCUGACUGGCGUUAUCGUCAUGCUGCACUAAUGGCUAUAUCCGCUAUUGCAGAAGGUUGCAUAAAGCAGAUGGAGCCUCUUCUUGCUAAUGUUGUUGAUUCUGUUAUUCCAUUUUUGCAAGAUCCUCAUCCACGAGUGCGUCAUGCAGCAUGUAAUGCUCUUGGGCAGCUAGCUACAGAUUUCAGUGUUUUAUUUCAAAAAAAAUUUCAUGCCAAAGUUAUGCCAGGUUUAAUGUCUUUAAUGAUAAAUGACACUGCUCAUCCAAGAGUUCAAGCUCAUGCUGCUGCUGCUUUGGUAAACUUUUGUGAAGAAUGUGCUCCUAAAAUACUUGAACCUUACCUUGAUUCGCUUGUCAAUGCUUUAGAAGUUGUUUUAGCUUCAAAGAUUCAUGAGCUUUUGCAGCGAGGCUCAAAGCUUGUUCUUGAACAAAUUUUGACAACGAUUGCCACAGUGGCAGAUACUGCUGAAUCUAGAUUUACAAAAUACUAUGAACGAUUUAUGCCCAGUCUUAAGUAUAUUUUCCAGAAUGCAAUAGACAAAGAUUAUCGAUUAUUGCGUGGCAAGUCGAUUGAAUGUAUUAGUUUGAUUGGAUUAGCUGUUGGAGCUGAAAAGUUUCUACCUGAUGCAUCUGAAGUGAUGCAACUGUUGUUAAAAACUCAAACAGACUCAGAAGAAAUAGAAGCUGAUGAUCCACAGAUAUCUUAUUUGAUUUCAGCUUGGGCUCGAAUGUGCAAAAUAAUUGGCAAAGAUUUUGUGCAGUAUUUACCUGUGGUAAUGCCACCUGUCUUAAAAGCAGCACAAAUUAAACCUGAAGUUGCACUUCUUGAUUUGGAUGAUCCACAAAGCUUAAAUGUUGAUGAAGAUGAUGGGUGGGAGUUUGUAAAUCUUGGUGAACAACAAAAAUUUGGAAUCAAGACAGCAGGUUUAGAAGACAAAAGCACAGCCUGUCAAAUGUUAGUACAUUAUGCUAGAGAAUUAAAAGAAGGGUUUGCAGAUUACACUGAGCAGGUUGUUAAAAUAAUGGUUCCUUUGCUAAAAUUUUAUUUUCAUGAUACUGUGCGUGUUACAGCUGCAGAAUCCUUGCCACAUCUUUUAGAAUGUGCUAGAGUAAAAGGAGAUGAGUAUCUUUCUCAAAUGUGGUUAUACAUUUGCCCAGAACUAUUAAGUUCAAUUGAGCGGGAACCGGAAGAAGCUGUUGUUCCGGAGUUAAUGGACAGUUUUGCUAAGUGUGUUGAAGUAUUAGGUGUCGGGUACAUUACCCCAGAACAUUUAACUCAUUUUGGACAGAUUAUACAUGAGAAACUUGAAAAACAUGAUGAACGUCAAAAUGAGAGACAUGUUAAAAGAAAGGAUGAAGACUAUGAUGAAGAAGUUGAAGAAGAUUUGCAAGAUGAGCAUGAUACAGACGAGUAUAUUUUGAGUAAGAUCUCUGAUGCAAUGCAUGCUUUGUUUAAGACCCACAAAGAAACUAUUCUACCUUUUUUUGAUCAGUUGCUGCCUGACUUUAAUAAACUUAUGAUACCUGAACGACCUGCAUCUGAUAGGCAAUGGGCAUUGUGUAUAUAUGAUGACUUAUUGGAAUAUACUGGAGCUGCAUCAAUAAAGUAUCAAGAGUAUUUUUUAAAAACAUUAUUAAGUAGUGUUCAGGAUUCCAGUCCUGAGGUUCGCCAAGCAGCAGCGUAUGGUUGUGGUAUAAUGGCACAAUUUGGUGGAGUUGAUUAUUCCGUAGCGUGUGCAGAAGUUCUACCUCUUCUUGCACAAGUUAUUAAUCAUACUAAUUCUCGUGACAAAGUUAAUAUUAGCUCUACUGAAAAUUGUAUUUCAGCUGUAGCUAAAAUCUGCAAAUACAAUUCAUCACAAGUCAAUUUAAAUGACAUUUUGCCAAAUUGGUUGACAUGGUUACCAAUAACAGAAGAUCAAGAAGAAGCACCUCAUGUAUAUGGAUAUUUGUGUGAUCUUAUAGAAAGUAACCAUCCUGCUAUUUUGGGUGCAAACAAUAUUAAUUUACCAAAAAUUGUUCAAGUCAUAACAGAAGCAAUUGCUUGCGAAGUAUUUGAGCAGUAUCCUGAUGUCCUUGAUAGACUAAAAGUGAUUCUCUCACAAAUUAGAAUAAAUGAAGCUGUAUGGAGCGCUUGCGUUGAGGUAUUGAACGAAAGACAAAAAAAUGCUUUAUCUCAGUUGUAGUUCGAAGAAUUGUUUUUAACCCAAAUAAAUCGAUAUCGUCCAUUAGCCACUUAAUUUUAUCAAAGAAAUAAGAACCUGAAAGUUUCAAAUUUUUUAUCGUAAAGAGCUAAGGUGUGUGGUGAAACUAUUAUUUUAGCAUGCAACGUGAAAUUUCAAGAUAUUUAUGCAAUACUCUAUUAGAAUGCAAUUCAAUUGCUGUCUUACACCAGAAUAUAUUUUUAUAUAUAA